GUUGCCAUGGACUGGUUUUUCCUGGGCGAUAUACGGCGGAUCAAGAUGGCGGCAUUCGGAACAGAGCGGUGGUUGGAUGACCUACCAAACCAUGCUAUUUUCCAAAAAAUACGACAGAAAUUGGAUUUACAACCCAACCCAAAUGAAAGAGGGGUCGCUAAAAACCUCACUUUUUGUUUAGGUGGGGAUUUGUUCGUGUGGGACGAUUCAGACCGCGUGUUUUACACGACCAACCUGCGACAUCUAAACACGGAUGAGAGUCUCAGUAACGUGAGCGGGAACCAUCAGACCUUGCUGUGCAUCAACCCUCCUCUCUUCGAGCUGUGCCAGGUGUUGCUCAGUCCCACUCAGCACCACGUCGCGCUUGUCGGGCUGCGGGGCGUCUCUGUGCUGGAGCUUCCUCAGCGGUGGGGAAAGAGGUCCGAGUUCGAGGGCGGACGGAGCGAAAUCAACUGCAAGACCAUCCCGGUGGCGGAGCGCUUCUUCACCAGCUCCCCGUCUGUAAGUCUGCGGCAGGCGGCUUGGUACCCCAGCGAGACCGACGAGCCCCACCUGGUGCUGCUCACAUCCGACAACACCAUCCGGUUCUACAGUUUGAAGUCGCCCCAGACGCCGGCCAAAGUCCUGUCAGUGUCACAGUCGGAAGAUGACAUCAGCGGCCAUCCUCCGGUCCGCUCCUACGCAGCGUCUCUAGGCGAGAUAGCUGUGGCGUUUGACUUCGGGCCGAUUUCGUCCCCGCUUCGGCAGCCGACAGCACAGUGCUCCAAAGAACGGCUGGUCUACCCUCUGUACAUCCUCUACGAAAAUGGGGAGACCUAUGUGAGCUACACAAGCCAGGCGAAGGGUGUGAGUCUCACUAAACCCAUUGGACCCCUGCCGAUGUAUCCUGCAGCAGAGGAUAACUACGGCUACGAUGCUUGUGCCAUUCUCUGCCUGCCAUGUGUGCCCAGUAUCCUGGUCAUCGCCACAGAAACGGGCACGCUGUAUCACUGCGUGGUGCUGGAGUCUGAAGAAGAGGAAGAGACCGGGGCAGUGGAGAAGUGGAUCCGAGGCACGGAGGCCGCGCCGGCUCUCUACGUGUUUGAGUGUGUUGAGCUGGAGCUCACCCUCAAAGUAGCCACAGGAGAGGACGAGGAGCCCCAGGAGUUUGAUUUCACCUGCCCAAUCAGACUGCACAGAGACCCCCUUUGCCAGCAGAGGUAUCACUGCACCCACGAAGCAGGCGUGCACAGUGUGGGGCUAAUCUGGGUCAACAAGCUGCAGAAGUUCCUCCAGUCGGGUGAGGAGGACAAGGACAAUCUCCAGGAGCUGGCUGCUGAGAAGCGCUGUAUUGUAGAGCACAUUCUUUGCACCAGACCACUCCUGUCUAGUCAGUCAGCUCCGGUUCUUGGCUUUGUGAUUGUGUCUGACCUCUCCUUGGGCGCCACCAUGGUCUGCAUCACCAGCGCCUACGAGUGCAUCCUGUUGCCCCUGCUGAGCUCCAUUCGCCCUCCCUCCCCUCCCCUGCUCUGUACGCAUCCAGGUCCAGGCUCUGGGAGCUCCCCUCUGCGCGGGCUGGCCAACGACUCUUUUGAGCAGCACAUCCGCAACAUCCUGGCACGUAGCUCCACCAAUCCUCUCGUACUCAAGGCCGGGGACAAGGACGCGUCACCGCCACCUCCGGAGUGUCUGCAGCUCCUCAGCAGAGCCACACAGGUCUUCCGUGAGGAGUACAUUCUCAAGCAGGACAUGGCCCGCGAAGAGAUGCAGAGAAGGGUGAAACUCCUGACCAGCCAGAAGAACAAGCAGCUGGAAGAGUUGACUCUGUGCAGGGAGGAGAGGAAGAGUCUGAGAGAGGCAGCAGAGAGAUUGGCUGACAAGUACGAAGAUGCAAAGUAUCGACAGGAGACCAUCGUGAAUGGGGUUAAACGAGUGCUGGGCAGCCUGCAAAGCCGACUACCCAUACUGUCAAACAGUGAAAAGGAUAUGAAGAAGGAGCUGCAGACCAUCAGCGAUCAACUGAAACACCUGGACAACUGCAUCAAACAGGUGAACAUGAAGAUGGACUACCAGAAGACACAGGUGGACAAGGAUGUGCCUGCAGCCAGGACGACGGUGUCACUCAAUGCCCAACAGAAGAAGGUUGUUCAGGAUGUCCUAAGAGAACAGGGACAGCAAAUUGGUGACAUGAUGAAACAGAUCAAAGACAUCAAAAACCACUUCAGUUUCUAAGCGCUUCAGAAAGCAGUAAAAGAUGUAUCGCAAACAAUUGGGGAAAAUAAUUGAAAUGCUCGUUUGACUACUGUGAUUAAAUCUGCCUUUUUGUGACAUUUGAUGAGAAUCUGGAUUGAGUGGUUUAGUCAUGACUUCAUGUGCCAUGAGUGGAAUGGAUAUUUGAAUUGAAAGAUAUUUUAUAUACACUUGUAUAACUUUACAUUUGAUCGUUUGUUUCUUAAUAGAGAUGAUAGGUUUUUCCUUCAUGUCUUGCAUAACAUUUUGCAUAUUUCAUACAUGUUUCUAAAUGUUACGGUUUAAGUCAGGUAUAUAGUCGGAGCAGAAUAUGCCAUGUGCAGGCAGGGAAUAUGCCAUGUGUAGGCAGGAAACAUGGGAAAUAUCUGAGCUUUUCAACAUGGUUUGCUCACUUUUUUUGGAUUGAUAAUAAAAUUUAAAGUUCUCUG
Anarrhichthys ocellatus (wolf-eel) is the source of this 2657-nucleotide messenger RNA. RefSeq names its product nucleoporin 88 (gene nup88). Gene Ontology annotation, biological process: ribosomal large subunit export from nucleus; protein import into nucleus; mRNA export from nucleus. NCBI's taxonomy places the organism in Eukaryota, Metazoa, Chordata, Actinopteri, Perciformes, Anarhichadidae. Gene Ontology annotation, molecular function: structural constituent of nuclear pore. The transcript has a single exon. Gene Ontology annotation, cellular component: nuclear pore. Bases 7 to 2211 code for a protein of 734 amino acids. The record is from RefSeq and is a predicted model, not a curated record.